CGCCGCCCCGACCUUACCUUCCAUCACCGCCUCCAAUUCUCAACCCUGCCAACCAUCGGCCCCUCCUUCCCUCGGCGCACCUCCUCUCCCCUUAUCCUCCUAUCUUCGGCCCAUCCGAGCUUCCUCGCCAAAGCCUUCCAAGAUCCUCCCACCUCCCUCGACACGUCCUCCCCGUCGCCGAGCUCCACCGCCGUUUGAGAUCCGCCUUCCACCCUGGUUCCACCUGCCACUCUCACCGUCGUCACUGCCCCAAGGCCUUUCAACAGGAGAGACACCGGUCUUUGUCCCCGGCCAUGCUUCAAGGAGAAAAGCGAGGAGAGAGGUUGAUGGCUGCCGAGAAACCCAUCAUCAAGGCACAUCACCUUGGCAAUGGCAACAUCGAGUACUACACAUCUCCUAUUACGAGCAUGAUGUCCAUGAUGAAGAACAAGGUCACGCAAUACCGCAGGUUCAAGAAGUGCGUGAUCAGGGGGAGGUCAACGUGUGGUGAUGUGAAGACACUACAGGGCAACUAUAGCUGGAUCCCGGAGGGUUGGGCAAUGGAGAUAAGGGCUGAAGGGGAGGGGGUGAACAAAAAAAUAUUCAAGUUCUUCGUCCAUAAGUCCUCCGGGGUGCGAUUUACAAACAAAGAUGAUGUAGAGGCCUUUGAAAAAAUAGUACGAGUGCCAAAGAUGCCACUGCCAUCCAAAGAAGAUGGGUCUAAACAAGAUGUGUCUAAAAAAGACGUGCUGCUCUUUGAAGAACCAAUAAAAAAGAGGAAGACCCCCAGAGCCUGCAAAGACGCAGUAGAGUGCGACACGAGCUCUCAGGAUAACAUGAUUGCACAGCUUGACUUCUAUACUGAGCGUUUGUCCGCUGGAUGGGUGAAGGAAACCUACUUCAGACCAGACGACAAAAAAAAGAAAGACACGUAUUUUACCGACCCUUCCAGUUCUGAGUAUCUCGUGUUCCGUACGAAGAAGGAUGCAACGAAAUACUUCUGGACUGGAGAACGUCCUAAAGAUUCCUGGAAACCGACACAGAGUGUCACCAAGAAGUACAAAGACUUGCUUGUUACAGUUGCAGAUGAAAAAGACUUAGACGGUCAACAUGAGCCCAAGCAAAAGAAGCCUAAGACUACAAGCACCGAAGCCGACGAGGCAAUGACCUGCUCACAGGCUGGGCUGCUAGGAAUCAAUCAAGGCCAAGAGAAAAAUUGAAGAAAAUCAGUGAACAAAACUAGAGUGAUCAAUGGCAGCAUUUUUCCCGCUUAAACAAAAAGAAAAAGGAACACUGUCGUUGCGAAGCUAUUUCCACCUUGUGUUGUGAACUUAAUUAUAUGGUGGGUUUGUCGUGAAACUUGCAACCAAAGGUGACAGUCGUAGGAGGUUUUCGUCCCAUUGUCCGACUCCGAGUAUGGGAUUGGACCUCCUCGGUGUGUUGAACCUUGUUUGCUUUUUUUCUAUUUUUGCUUUUGUGUUUUACCUCCUGAGAACUUAGCCUUGCCGUGGAACA
Triticum dicoccoides is the source of this 1494-nucleotide messenger RNA. RefSeq lists its product as uncharacterized. Bases 294 to 1199 code for a protein of 301 amino acids. The transcript is spliced from 9 exons. Gene Ontology annotation, molecular function: DNA binding. The record is from RefSeq and is a predicted model, not a curated record. NCBI's taxonomy places the organism in Eukaryota, Viridiplantae, Streptophyta, Magnoliopsida, Poales, Poaceae.